Boleophthalmus pectinirostris (great blue-spotted mudskipper) is the source of this 8263-nucleotide messenger RNA. RefSeq names its product adenosylhomocysteinase like 2b (gene ahcyl2b). The transcript is spliced from 17 exons. Gene Ontology annotation, biological process: L-methionine cycle. Lineage: Eukaryota; Metazoa; Chordata; Actinopteri; Gobiiformes; Gobiidae. The record is from RefSeq and is a predicted model, not a curated record. Gene Ontology annotation, cellular component: cytosol. The coding region runs from base 35 to 1825 and encodes 596 amino acids.
UGUGUUGGAAAAAGGACUUUGUGAAACUGCAGCGAUGUCAGUCCAGGUUGUGGCAGCGAAAAUGGCAGAGGUCGAUCUCAAAGACGUCCCCAGCAGCAAAGACCUGCCCGCGGGAUCCCCGGUGUCCCCCGCGGCAGAGGGAAAAAACAUCGCCAAAAACGAGGCCAGUUCCUCCGCCGCAGCCUCCCCAACAGCGGAGUCCUCCUCUGCGAAAGCCGGGGAAGGAGCGCUCAACCCGAACCCCGGGAAGAUGCCUCAAGCCUCGGCUAUGAAGCGCACGGAUCCGCAGCAAAACGGCGGGGAGGCGUUUGUCAACCGGGACGGGACAGUGGCCGAAGCUCCGCGGAUGAAAAAGAUCCAGUUUGCAGAUCAGAAACAGGAGUUCAACAAAAGACCCUCCAAAAUUGGACGCCGUUCACUGUCACGCUCCAUCUCUCAGUCCUCCACAGACAGCUACAGCUCAGCGGCCUCGUACACAGACAGCUCUGAUGAUGAGACGUCUCCUCGGGAUAAACAGCAGAAAAACUCAAAGGGAAACGGAGACUUCUGCAUCAAAAAUAUCAAACAGGCUGAGUUUGGACGCCGUGAGAUCGAGAUCGCGGAGCAAGAGAUGCCAGCGCUGAUGGCUCUGAGGAAGAGGGCUCAGGGGGAGAAGCCUCUGGCCGGUGCCAAAGUGGUCGGCUGCACCCACAUCACUGCACAGACAGCUGUCCUGAUGGAGACUCUGUCCGCUCUGGGGGCUCAGUGCCGGUGGGCCGCCUGUAACAUUUACUCCACUCAGAACGAAGUGGCAGCUGCUCUGGCCGAGGGAGGUUUCAGUGUCUUUGCGUGGAAGGGUGAGUCAGAGGAUGACUUCUGGUGGUGCAUUGAUCGCUGCGUCAACGUCGAAGGCUGGCAGCCCAACAUGAUCUUGGAUGAUGGAGGAGAUCUCACUCACUGGAUCUACAAGAAAUAUCCAAAUAUGUUCAAAAAGAUCAAGGGCAUCGUAGAGGAGAGUGUUACCGGGGUGCACAGGUUGUACCAGUUGUCCAAAGCGGGGAAGCUGUGUGUUCCAGCCAUGAAUGUGAACGACUCUGUGACGAAGCAGAAGUUUGAUAAUCUAUACUGCUGUAGGGAGUCUAUCCUGGACGGCCUCAAGAGAACCACUGAUGUCAUGUUUGGAGGAAAGCAGGUGGUGGUGUGUGGAUACGGAGAGGUUGGAAAAGGCUGCUGCGCCGCUCUCAAAGCCAUGGGCUCCAUUGUGUACGUCACAGAGAUCGACCCCAUCUGUGCCUUACAGGCCUGCAUGGAUGGAUUCAGACUGGUCAAACUCAAUGAAGUCAUCAGACAAGUGGACAUCGUCAUCACAUGCACAGGAAACAAGAAUGUGGUGGUGAGGGAGAACUUGGACCGGAUGAAGAAUGGCUGCAUCGUCUGUAACAUGGGACACUCCAACACUGAGAUCGAUGUGGCCAGCCUCCGGACCCCAGAGCUGACCUGGGAGAGAGUGCGCUCACAGGUGGACCAUGUGAUUUGGCCCGACGGCAAGAGGAUAGUCCUGUUGGCCGAGGGUCGACUGUUGAACCUCAGCUGUUCCACUGUGCCAACAUUUGUGCUCUCCAUCACCGCCACCACUCAGGCUCUGGCUCUGAUAGAACUCUACAAUGCCCCCGAGGGUCGCUACAAACAGGACGUGUACCUGCUCCCCAAGAAGAUGGACGAGUAUGUGGCCAGCCUCCACCUCCCCACAUUCGACGCACAUCUGACAGAACUCAGCGACGAACAGGCAAAGUAUCUGGGUCUGAACAAGAACGGCCCCUUCAAGCCAAACUACUAUAGGUAUUAAACAGAGUUGGAUGGAGAGAGUCCUACCACUUAAUAAACCGCACAGACUCAUAUAACGGAGGAGGGGGGAGAGAGAGGGGGAGACUAAAGACCUCUGGAAGGACAGAGGUCAAACGCAUCUGCUUUUACACAGGCGGGACAGGGAGGGGAGAAGGAUCGUGACCUCUCCGUGACCUCUCCGUCACCUUUUGGGGGCAGAAUCUAUAAUUUAUUCAAGCUUUGAUCACUUCUUCUUAUAACUGUAACUUUCUGAAGCUGCUCCUACCAUUCACCUUCCAUUUGCUUUUGUCUGUGUCCGAAUACGAAUCCAUUUUUGCCACUUUCUCAUCCCCAAAAGAGUCCCAAGUGUGCGUCAAGUUGUAUGUAUUGCCUCCAUUCUCACAUCUCAUUGCCAGAUCUUUUAUUAUUAACUAUUAAAAUAACAUUAAUGAUGCGAAACUAUAUAACUAUAUCGAUAAAAUGAUUGAAAUUCUGUGUGAAAGAAGAUGAAACUAUGAAGAUUUAGUGUCUGACAUGUUUUUCCUGUUUAUGUCGUCUUUUCUACUCGUGAUUUUUUUGAUUUCCUUUUUUGUGUAACAUUACGAGGGCGGGGCUAAAUGUAGUGGGAGGGGCUAGCCAGGAUCUCAGGGUCCAAUCAUAUCAGUACUUCUAUUUCGUUCAUUGAGAUUAAUGUUUUAAACUUUUUUUUUUUACUUGUAAAAUGUUAAUUUGUCAUAGACCAGCCUGUACUGUCUCAUGUAAACUCAAAACAGGUAAAAUCAUCUCAUCUCGGUUCCUAUCUACACCAGUGUUCACGUAAUUCAAGUGUUUUGGUAACACUUUAUGAUAACGACACUUUAAUUAAACAGAUAAAGCCUAAACAAGGACCUAAUUUGUAAUGAACAAAUAGUUUUGAAUGAUUCUGGCUUGGUAACUACUUUAAGCUACAGUAUGUAACUUUUUAGGUAAAAAACUAAAAUACAAGCUUUUAUUUUUUCGUAAUUUUAGUUGAGUUUAACUUCUUUACUGUGAGAGGGCUUGCAUCUCCACAAAUUUGACUCCUUUUUAUCCUAUUCCUUUAGCUAUAAUCCACACUAUGGCCUAAAACUUGAUUAUUUACAUGGAGAAUGUUCCCAAGUAUGGCUUUAGUUUUCUAUUUCCAUGACGUGCCACUUCCUGGAAAUUACAUACUGUAUCUUGUUUAAUUAAUGCCCUAAACCAUUUUAUGUUACCCUGAUUCAUCAGCUGGUUUCACUUUAUAGAAACCGUCUGACCUCGCAGCAUUAGGAUUUGUUUGCUCGAUGGUAGGCAGGUCAUUUUUUUUAUUAAUCGCUGCUAUUUGGUCGUGAUGUAUGUAAUGCGCCGCUAACUAACUGGUAUAUUAAGCUUUUCCCAAAUCCCCUAAGAAGAAGGGCAAUAACGUCUUUCCCCUUGAUAAAAUUCACCAAACAUUCUCUUUGUUCCAGUUUUAAAUCCUCGAUCUCGGGAAUCGUUCCCAACACAGAAUGUAUGUCUCUUCGCUGAUCGACUGGUGCUCGGACUCACACUUCCGGGGUUUUUGUGAACCGUCUAGUGUAUUCCGAUUCCUGACCUAGUCGCCGGAGAGAAAUGAAAUUGAGUGGAGGCAAUAGGUGUUGCCUACUUGAUUUAUCUACAUGGAGAAUGUUCCCAAGUAUGGCUUUAGUUUUCUAUUUCCAUGACGUGCCACCUCCUGAAAGUUACAUACUGUAUCUUUAAUUAAUGCCCUAACCCAUUUUAUGUAGUUACUAGGCCUGAAUCUUUCUUAAUAAACUGUUCAUUAUUUAUUAAGUGUAUUUUCAUGCUUUAAUAAGAUUAAUUAAGGUGUAUCCAUUAUAAAGUGGUACCAGUAUUUCACUCUAUAUUCAGUCUAGUUAGUACUACUACUAUCACAGCUUUUACUACUAUUUACUACUGUAAGUAUUACACACAGGAGAUCAUCUUAACGGGGUAAUUUUAUUUAUAUGUAAACACAUUUUUCUAAACUUAUUUCUUUUAUUACUUCAUCUUAUAUCAUCACUUUUGACAGAAAAAAAUACUUGGUGUUUUUAAUCUAUUUGUGUAAAAAAUGUUGCUCACUAAGAAAACUGUGACGAAAUAUUUAGAGAAACCAAAUGCACACAAACUUGCCGCCAUGAUGGUACUCAAGACGUUUUCAAUCAGGUCCUCUUUCAAUACGUGGUGCGAUAACUGUCCAUCACACACACGCCAUAACUGUCUGGUACUUAGGCCUGUCACGAUAACUGCGUUUUAAGUUUGAAGUAUAAAUAUAGACGAUAAACGAUAAUACUGAAACUCAUUUAUGCCACAAACGUAAAACCCGAGAGCAGAUAUUGUUAAAAAAAUGUUAUAAAUUCAAAGUUUAAGGCUCAAAUCGUUAUCAUAUAGCCAAAAAAAUACCAGUAGUGUACAAAAAAUUAGUUUCAGCUUUUAUAUAUUGAACGAUUAGUCGAUAUACUUGUAGUAAUUAUCGUGACAGGUCUACUGGAAAUCCUAGCCCAUUACAUGGUUGGCUAUGACUAUGGUUCCUGACAGUUCUUAGCUUUUCUUCCUAAAGUUUUUGACUUGAGUCGAAUUGCUGCAAAAUCCUCUGCACAAGAAAAUGCUGCUUUAUUUAAUCUAGAAAUUCAAAUUAGUAUCGUACGUUGCAUUUAUUCUAAACCAGGGCUGCACAAUGUUAGACUUCAAAUGUGUAUGUGGGGCUACUGUCUAUUUAUACAGGGUUAUCCAGAGAUAUUUGAGAGAGUAGUUUUUUGCCAGAUGCCUUUUCUUCCAUUUUUUAAUUACCCAAAUACAGUGAGUUCAAUUUUAAGACUUCACAACACACAUAAUCAGUCGAAUCAAAACCACAAUUUGAACAUUUACAAUUAUUUCAAAGAACGCAAAUGUGUGUAGUGUCCUCUGUUAACCAAAAAAUUUAAUAAAAAUAGGUGGCGUUUUUAUGAAGCAGAAAGUAAAAAUUCUUGGUAACGCUUUAGAUUAAGGACCACAUGUUAAUAGCUGGUUAAUAGUAAAAUGCAUAAAAAGUGCUUAAUUACAUUUUUGUUAGUAUUUAUAAAGUACUUUCAAUGCAUUUUUGUCUAAGGUCGUAUUUCACGAGUACCAACUCAUUAACGAUUUUCUUCCCAUUAAAGUAGUGGAGUAGUGGAUACACUGAAAUCUUAAUAAGCAUUAUUAAAUAUUUGAUUAAUACUAACUAGUACUACUAAGUAACAGCUAAUUAGUGUACAAAUUAACACUUAGUUAGGUAGUAAUAUGUGGUCCCUGAACUAAAGUGUUAAAGUGUUCUUGUAAUGGUAAAAAAAAAAUCUGUUUCAUAAAUUUUUCAAUAUAAAAUCAAAAAUAAGAAAAUGAAAAAACAACUGCUUUCUUCAUUAUUUGUCUCCAAAACAAAAUGAAAAAAUGGACAAUGAUUUUCUGUUUAAAUGAAUACUGGAAAAAAAAAUUGAUAACGGCCAUUUCUUGUUUCCGUGACUUAAACUGCGAUGCCGGACUUUUCACUGCAUCCGGACUGAACAGGUCUAAACCAGCUCUAAACCAGAAUUGAACCAGGUCUCAGUCCCGGUCUCAGUCCCGGUCUCAGUCCCGGUCUCAGUCCCGGUCUCAGUCCCGGUCUCAGUCCCGGUCUCAGGCCCGGUCUCAGGCCCGGUCUCAGGCCCGGUCUCAGGCCCGGUCUCAGGCCCGGUCCCAGUCUGGUCCCAGUCUGGUCCCAGUCUGGUCCCGGUUUUCUGGUCACCCGACAGUCGUGGUCACACGUCCGGGCCAGUCCCGACACUCCUGGUUCAGUUCUGUUUCAGUUCUCGUUUAGUCCUGGUUUAGGAUUGAGACCGGAACCAGGACUGAGACUAGGACCAAGACCGGUUUAGAGCUGGUUUAGACCUUUUUUAGUCCUGGUUUAGUCCUAGUUCAGUCCUGGUUCAGUCCGGCAUUGCAGUUUAACUCACGGAAACAGGAAACGGACAACAAAAAUUGGUAAGAGGGCCGGAUUUGCCCCUGGGCCAUAGUUUGGACACUCCCGAUUUGUACGAUUUAUGAAUAAUAGUCUCUUUGAGUUAUUUAAAAGCAGGGCUGUAGACAGGGGGACCACAGUUGUAACCCCUACCUAUUCAUUCAUAUUAGAGGGGGGGCCUAUGUGUGACUUCUUGCCCCGGGCCCCCAAAUUUCUGCCGACGGGCCUGUUUAAAACAAUAGAUUAAAUGUCAUUGCAGUACACAGAGUCCCAUAUCACAUUAUAAUGGUGAGUAAGUGAUAUUGUGCAGCCUUGGUUCAUUGAAACAGCCUCUAUGGUCCUUACAGGGUCUUUGUUUUCAGCAGGACAACAGUUAAACCAGAAGCACCACUUUUGACACAAUUUUAUGCAUGAAAUCCAACGAUAACAUAAAGGCUUGUACUUAAACUGCACCAUCGCCUCACUGUCCCAGCUGUCUAUGUGCUGUUUGAAAGUAGCUGUAACCCCCCUGCUUUUUGUCUUAAGAUAAUUAUUAUUUUAUUUUAUUUUAUUUAAAGAAUGAAUCUUUUAAUGACCCCUCGAGAAACAAGAAAUUAUUUUACAGCUCUGUUAAAGGUGCACUGUGUAGCUUUUCUGGUUGGGGAGGUCCAUCGCCUGCUUGUUUCUAUGGAUACAUCAUUGCUCUGUUUGGAAUGUUCCACAGUAUGACUUUAAACAGCUCUACUUUGUUUUAUUCAAUUACAGGUGGUUUUAUAGCUCAAAAAUACCUAGAAAAACAGCAGGUGUUCUGACUGUGUGUGGGCUCGCCUCUCCACAGAUCUGACCUCUAACUUGGUCUGGUUUGGUCUCCAUGAAGAUAGAAAGGUUUAAUGCCACACUAUGGAACAUUCCACGCAAAGCAAUAACAUCUCCAUGGAGAAAAGCAUUUUGAAGGUGCACUGUGAAACUUUUCUGAUGGUAGAGUCAGUCACCUGGAAUGUUACACAGUAUGGCAUUACAUUCAUUUAUCUCCAUGGAGGCAGCAGGGGCCAGGUUGCGUGUCUGAUCUGUGGUGAGGCGAGCCCACACGCAGUAAGAAUGCAUGUUUUGAGGUCAAUAAAAACCCGUGCAAGAUGGAUACGUUUAAUGCCAUACUGUGAAACAUUCGAGACAAAACAAUAACAUCUCCAUGGAAACAAGCAGCAGGCAGCAGCAGGACCCUCCACCAGAAAAGUUACACAAUGCACCUUUAAAGUAAAAACAAAAAAAAGGCCACCACGGUUUAUUCCUCAACUAAUCAUUCCAGGCCAGUUGUUGUGAUUGCUUCUCUGGUCAUUUGAAAUUUGGCUUUUCUAGGCUCUAAUUAAGUUUUAUGUUGACAAAAUGUUAAAAUAGCUGUAAAUGUUUUAAUUGGUAAAAAAUGAUACGCCCAGAUAAAUAUGGUUUUGUGUCAGGGCUGCACAGUAUGAGGAUAAAAGUGACAUUUCAACAACCUAAAAUGAACUGUUUAAUACAUUUUUGUGAUUGUUUGGAUAAUAACAGCUCAGUUAAUGUAAAAAUUGUAUGUCAAAAGAUGAAACCAGAACAAAAACUGGGCUAAAUACAAUUGAAUCAAAACGAUAACGAAACUUAAAUCUUGAAUAUCAAUCACAUUUUAACUUUAAACUGCGGUAUGUAACUUUUCCAUCACCUGCUCCAUAAAAAUGUUACAGCGCUGUCUGAAGUAUUCCACAGUAUGGCAUUAAUUUAUACAUACAAGUAAAAGUUUUUUGUUUUUUUUAUUCUUACUGUGCGCAGGGUUGCCUCUCCACAGAUCUGACUUAUAACUUCACUUUUUUGAUCCACAAGGGAAAUUAUUUGGACACAGUAGCUCACACAUCACAAUAUAAAAUAAUAACAAAGAGUAAAAAAUAUAUAGAAAUGGUAAUAAUACAUUCUAAAUCGGUAGCAAAAAUGACAGAUUGGAGAUUAAGUUAAUGCUGUACAGUGGAAUAUUCCAGUAAAAGCGCUCUCUAUGGAGACAACAAUUUUUUACCUGCGAUAUUCCUUUUCUCUCAAUAUGUUUUUAUAAUCUAAUCUUGUUAUAAUAAUCACUUUGAAACAUAUUGUGCAGCCCUGUUUUCUAAUGAUUUUUUAAUAUUUUUCAGAGCUUUAUUAGUUUAGUUUUCAGUGUGGUACAUAACCGUUUCUAGGCAAUGGUUGCUACAGUAACAGAUGCCUCAGGAUCUUUCCAACGUUGUGCGGUGGGGCAUGGGAAACACCAGCAUUGUACAUGUAUAUAAACUAUACAAAUAAGACAACUGUUAAAUAUAGGAAGGCGAAGAUCGAAAACUUCUGUAUUUAUUAUUAUUGUUUUAAUUCCUCAUUACAAAGUACAAAACGGCAGAUUCUCAAAAACCUGUUUUAAGUUGUCUAUUACAGAAAACCCUAUGUUAAAUAUUGCUAGUGAUAAUAGUAGAUGAUGAGCAAUAAUUAAAUUCUGUAAUCUCAAUGAAUAAAGAUGUAAAAAUUGUA